AUGAUGCCUACUCUCAUUGGUGAUCGGAAGUCGGUCUUAGAGGGCACAUGGGCUCUUGGGGCCGUCGCAAUCAUUGUUGUGAUACUCCGGGUAUUUGCAAAAGCCAGGCUUCGCCAUAUCGGAUCCGACGAUGUUAUAAUGAUUGCAUCUCUGGGUUUCGCUCUCACCUCAUCGAUACUCUUCACAAUCGCGGUUCUUGACUACGGCUUUGCAUCCGGUCGUCCUGGAGUCGACGAGGUCACCGCUCUCAAGUACUAUACCAUAAUGGAGGUUUCCAGCGUCACAAGCACCUGCCUAGGCCGGGUCGCAUUCAUUCUCUACCUGUUGCCGGUUCUUUCGACGAGAAGAGUCUUCAAGAUCAGCCUAUGGGUACUGUUUGCGGUGCAAAUAGUGGCAAAUAUUGUAAUGAUUAUUCUUAUCCUAUCUCAAUGCCACGAUAUCCGUGGGGUUUGGGAUCCCAAAUACGCCACGGACUGCACGGAAGACUAUGUUCAGCUCCAUUUUGGUUACUUCCUCUGCUUCUGCAACUCCUCCGCAGACUUGUUGCUAGCAGUCCUUCCGUGCUAUAUUUUCUGGGAUCUCAAGUUAAAGCCGAUGAUCAAGUUCAGUCUCAUGAUACUCACGAGUCUGGGUAUUGUCGCGACAGUCGGUGCCAUAAUGAAGGCUGUAAAUCUCAACCAGAUCUUAACCUGGGACGGUACAGCCAAUGCAAUCGAGCUUACCUGCUGGUCUAUGAUCGAAUGCUAUAUUGUCAUUAUCACCGCAUCGGUUCCCUGCCUUCGUUCGCUGGUUGUUUCUUCCGUGCGCCAGUUGUUUGCAAGCGACAAAUCAAGCAGUUUCCCCAUCACCACAUCGUACAGGAAAAGGACAACAACGAAUCAACGAAUGACGAAUCGCGUACAGACGAAUCGCGAGGCCUCUGGGAGUAGGCAGAAUUUCUUCUCGGGGGCACGUGGCGAGGACAUUGAGAUGGCGACUACAAAGGCUUCUGUCAAUGCCAAUGACAGCGAUGAUGGGGGGGAGGUAGCGGGGGAUGGAAUUGCAAAGACGGUGGAUAUUAGUAUUACUUGGGAGCAAGGACAUGGCAGAAGCCGUGCUCCCUAG
Molecule: messenger RNA, 1104 nt
Organism: Penicillium expansum
Lineage: Eukaryota; Fungi; Ascomycota; Eurotiomycetes; Eurotiales; Aspergillaceae
Exons: 4
Coding region: 1-1104 (367 amino acids)
Source: RefSeq, a predicted model, not a curated record